AUGCAGCGUGGACUAGAGCUACUGCCUCCCAGCUACUUCUGUUUAGCACCGCCUUCCACCAUCCAGCCGUCGGUGGUUAGGUCUCCCGGUGCGUUGCCGAAAUGCCUGCCGUCGUCAGGUCCGCCCCCCGCGACAGUUGCAACGUCUUAUCCCGGGUGUUCCUCCACACAGAAGACUGGAAGUAAAGCAUCAUCACAGUCCGGAGUGUACUCUGCUACCAGUGCCGCCGGUAGUAGAGGGAGACCGACAGAAAACGUUGUCGCGGCGUGGCCGACAGCGCAACAGCUGACGCGACAGCUGGCUGGGGGGUGCGGACGCGUCGAUCGUCGCCAAGAAGAUUUGCAGAGAUCUAGUGAAAGUCGCAGACAAGAAGAAAGGAACGACGGCCAACUGCAUUGGUCGCCUGCGAAUGGAAACCGUUCCAAAAGCGAAGCACCUCUGCGGGAUCGCCACCGUGACGCAGCGAUUCCAGUACGGCAGCAUACAACGUACGGCACCACUGGGAAAGUAAAGGCAAACCUACAAAACUCGAGACCUUGUGAGAGGGCAAUAGCCUCUGCGGAACGAAACGAAGAUCAUGGAUUUCGGGACAACACGGAGGAAGCUCUCGCAAGGAAGCUCGCAAUGUGUCAGAAAAUCGACAAGAGUCUGCAGUUUUACGCAGACGUCCGGAAAAAGUGGAGCGAUGGAUCCAGCAGUUCGAACCCCUCACAACCACCAUCAACAGUAGCACAGAACUCUUCCACACACAGCACAAGAAAUUCGCCGAGAAGUUCUGGAGAUCCGCCGCGUACUUACGCAUGCGCAAUGAGCACUCGUAAUCAAGCCCCGCCUACCCAAUCUGCAGCAGCAGUCGAGAAAGAGAGAGUGAGGGCGAGAGAGGACGCUCCCAGAAGUCACAGGGUCCAGAAAGAGCUCUCCAAAGGAACCGUCCAUCACCCCAAGAGAACCUGCGAUACGCCUGGCGGCCGGAAAAGCCGAGAAUACGGAAGAAAACCGACUCAAAAUCAGGCCAAGCCGAGUAGGCCCGCCCUCAACGACUUGGGCAGCCUUCCCUCCCGGUCGUACGUGGACCCAGACGAAGACCAGAGGAGACAAAGAAAAGGAGAGGAGUUUAACGAUUUCGACAGCAUUCAGCAAGACAGUGACCCUGAAUCCGUCGAGCCGCUCACUGGAAAGUUUGGUGAACCGAUACUCACAGGUGCUCGGCCGAUUCUGUCCUCUGCCUCUCCGGUUCGAUCCACCGAGCUCGCCGCCGCUCCAGAACCGACCACAUCGCGACAGAGCAGCUGUGAAUCCGACGGCGUGGUGCGACAGAAGACGGUCGCAGCGGCUCGCAGCGACACCGUCCUAGCGAGAGUCCUACAGGCCGAAGAAGAGUCACGGGCUGGGGUCUCACUCUCACCCAACACCAGUAACGAUCUUGCUAUAGCCAGACAGAUCCAGGAGGACCUAUAUCAACUCGAGGACGAGGAGCCACCAUCUUCUGGAGCCAUCGGAACGGGUCUGCCGCCGACUGCCGCCACCGCAGCCAUGUCCAAGAGCAAUUUUGAGAGUCUGCGGUUCCUCGACGACGACCCAAACUACUAUGGGAAGGGUUACGACAUAGGCAGAGAAUACAUGGUGACUGAGCACAAUUCAAUCUCCGAAGAACAGAAAGGAAGGAAUAGAAACAUUCCCCGCAAGAGCGUCAGGAAAAACAACUACUCCGGACGCUGGAGCGACGAAUAUCGGUACCGGGAUUUCGACAAACGAGGACACCGGAAUCUGCAUGCGGAGAAGUAUCAGCCACACGAGAGAAAGACGUGGGCAGUGGGCGGGACCGGGAUUGUGACGGCCUGCGUGCGAGGCAUGCAGAGAAGUGACGCUCUUUUGGAGAGGGAAGAACUCGACUUGGCAUUUGAGGGUCGCCAGGAGCUGGAGGAGAUAGAGAGUAGCAUUGAUUCCCAGCUCAUUGAGAGAAUGAGUCACCAGUACGAGUACAAGGAGAAACACAGGCCAAAAGACCCCUCGGUCAAGCCCGUCACUGAGUGUGCAGUAUGCUUGGAUUCCUUCCACGUAGGAGACCCGCUAAGGUUGAUGCCAUGCUCUCACACCUUCCACCGGGUCUGUGUGGACAAGUGGCUGGAGGGGAACGUGAACUGCCCGGUUUGCAAGGCCGACUAUCACCUACUGGCUGGGAAACUGGGCUGGACGUCGAUCUCAGAAAUACAGAAGGCGCUACUGGUAGGAUGGCCGAGUUUUGACUCUUAACGCUUGAUUCAGAGCUUCACACUUUGAUUUUUGGACACACAUAUCAUGUGCAUAAUUUUGGUUAUUAUUGCUCAGGCUGCCCACAAGGACAAUGUUUAUGAUGGUCAUAAUUAUUAUAUACUCGUAAUGCUGCUCACCAUAAUAAAAUCUUUCUAUACAUUGCUCUGUUACAUAUUUAUCGCUAAUGUUAACGUUCUGAUGUUGUCUUAGUGUCUUUCUCAGCAUCACGUAUAGUGGUCCAUAUCUUACACAGUUUUCGAUGGUUGCCCACCGUCCAUGCUAGCGUCUGACAUUCCACUCCACAAUAGAGGGCUUGUUUGCAUCGAGAACACUUCUUCACGGAUGUGAUGAGAUCUCCACAUACGCUGCAACUCUCUAGAGCUUCCUCAGACUCACUCCUUUUCCCAAACACCAUCUGUUGGAAGAGUGAUACCGCAGAAGGAGGCCCACCCUGUGGUGUUUUGGCGAGUGUAGCAACCAUCUCUCUCAGUAGCUGACUGCGUAGGUUCGGAUAGUCCUGGAGACACUGUCGUAGGAAUCGAUCUAGUGACUCAGCAACUCCAUCUUCUCUGCAGUGGAGGAGUCUGGGUCCAGGAAGAAAUAGAGAGAGAGGGUGGAUGACUGGAAGGAAGGUUUUUGUAUAUUGUGGAACCUCUCUAAUCCAAUGGGACAGAAGAAGUGUUUGUGUUAGU
Molecule: messenger RNA, 2945 nt
Organism: Geodia barretti
Lineage: Eukaryota; Metazoa; Porifera; Demospongiae; Tetractinellida; Geodiidae
Source: the annotation of a GenBank genome assembly